GAAUUCUUUCAACGUAGUUUUAAAAAUAAGAAAAGCUUAUCAAACACAGUAAAUGGACAGCAGAUGGCGUAACAGUCAAGCUAAUUAUGAAUGCAACAAUUUGCACAUAAAUUCAUUUUAGUUGUGAGUGUAAUAAAUUAUGUUUAAAGCCCAUGUAUAUACAGUACUUUUUAAAUGUUGUAAUGGCGUUCUCGCCAAAAAGUAACAUUUACAUAAUUCAUUGAAAAAAUAUUUUUUGUGGCUCCUUUGCGCCUUUUUACGUGUUCUCUGGGAAAAAUGUGGUCACACAUUUUUUAACCAUCCAUGGCACCUAUUCCAGGUGAUCCAACCAAUGUGCCCGCCAUGGCUUCUCCUCCGGGUUUAUGCGUGGCAUCUCCCCGCAGCGUAUUGCCGUUUCUAUUCAACCAGGCAGCGUCGUCCCCGACUGCCAGUAAUGAGCACCACCAAACCGGUUAGGGGUGGACUGACUGACAGUCCUUGGAGGAUAAGUGGAAUAGCGCCAGACGCUUUGCUCCGGUCCAUGUCUGCAUCACAACUACAGCCGGAACAGCGUCGUCUUGUUGGGCUUGGGCUCUCGCCAAAGGCCCGUUGACCCACUUUCUUAUCUAACGCGGCGGUAGCUAAGCUAACUUGCUUCUCUGGAGAUUGUCGCGUCGCUCUUUUUAAACUCUUCCAUUUUACCGGCACUAGAAAACUUGGAGUUUCAUCUUCUUAACGCCGUACGAGUGGUACCCAGGAAAGGUCUCAUCAAAAGUAAUGAGACUUGAUCAACCGAGACCUGGACCGUCGGACUAAGCUUUUACGACGUGAGGAGGUCAAAGAUUUCAAUGUCGUUGCCAUGUGUCAAGCUCUCACUCCGAGUCGACACCAAAACCUUUCGACAGCACUCGACGCGCUGAUCCGCGACGACGCUGGUUUCAGCGUCCACCUGUAUGCCACCUUCCUCCAUUCUCCUACUUCUCCUCUCGCCGGACCAGCUCGGCUGUCCGUAAGUUUGAUUCACAAAUGUCUUCCUCGCGAUUGAAAGACCCCAUCUGACAUGUUAACCCUGAAAAGGAUCAAAAUGACCACAAGUAUCGAUCAGGAUGAUGGUAGCAUCUUUGGAUUGGACGACGAUGACAAGGACAAAGCAAAACGGGUAUCCCGCAACAAGUCAGAAAAGAAGCGGCGGGAUCACUUCAACGUUCUCAUUAAAGAACUCGGCACCAUGUUGCCAGGUAACACCCGCAAGAUGGACAAAUCCACCAUUUUGCAGAAGAGCAUUGACUUCUUGCAGAAACAACAAGAAAUCUCUGCUCAGUCAGAGUCCACCGAGAUCAGGCAAGACUGGAAACCACCGUUUCUCAGCAAUGAAGAGUUCACUCGACUGAUGGUGGAGGCAUUGGACGGCUUCUUCCUUGCCAUCACUACGGACGGGAACAUCAUCUACGCCUCAGAGAGUGUCACGUCGCUGCUGGAGCAUCUCCCUUGUGAUCUCGUGGAUCAGAACCUGUUGAACUUCCUGCCCAGGGAGGAGCACUCGGAUGUCUACAAGCUGCUGUCCUCGCAUGUUGCUGAGGAGGAGACUUUGACGCCUGAAUAUUUGAAGACCAAGAACCAGCUGGAAUUCUGUUGCCAUAUGCUCCGAGGGACGAUGGACCCCAAAGAGCCGCCCGUGUACGAACAUGUGAAGUUUGUUGGAAACUUCAAGUCUGUCAACAAUGUACCUGAAUGCCCUCAGAAUGGAUUCGCAAAGGCCGUCAUUCAGCAAACGCUCCACUCGACCUUUGAGGAGCAGCUAUGUCUCAUCGCCACCGUCAAGCUUGUCAAACCCAAAUUUAUCAAGGAAAUGUGCACUGUCGAGGAGCCUAAUGAAGAGUUCACCUCCAGACACAGUUUAGAGUGGAAGUUUCUUUUCUUGGACCAUAGAGCUCCGCCUAUUAUAGGUUACCUACCGUUUGAAGUCCUGGGUACAUCCGGUUAUGACUACUACCAUGUAGAUGACCUGGACACGCUAGCUAAAUGUCACGAGCACCUCAUGCAGUACGGCAAAGGAAAAUCCUGCUUCUACAGAUUUCUCACCAAAGGGCAGCAGUGGAUUUGGUUGCAGACUCAUUACUACAUCACGUACCACCAGUGGAACUCCCGGCCAGAGUUCAUUGUUUGCACUCACACGGUUGUCAGCUACGGUGACGUGAGAUCAGAACAGCGGAGACAGUUUGGGCUGAAAGAAUCGCCAGCAGACAAGUCGCAUGACUCUGGCUUGGAAUCACAGCCCAACGCCUCCAACCUCAAAGAAGCGCUGGAGCGCUUCGGUGACAGCGGGACAGUGUCACCAUCGUCUCACAGUUCAUGCAAAUCUUCCUACACGCCUCUGUCAGAAGCCUCCUCGUCCCGAGUGAAGCUCCAAGGAGCGAAAAGCACACCGGGUCAUCAGUCAGUAUCACAAAGAAGAUCAUCAGUCGGUAGUCAGUCUGUCAGCUCCCAAAGCACAGUACAGACGGCAUCAUUGGUUUCCCAUCCACAACAACAACCACAAGAAGUUCCCCAAGCCUCGUCGCUGCAGUUCUGCGACCAGCUGGACAACAUGCAGAACAUGAAAAAGCAGCUGGAGCAGCGCACCCACGCCAUCGAGAACAACAUUCAGCGGCAACUUGACGAGCUGUGGAAGAUCCAGCAGGAACUGCAGAGGGUGCAGGAGCAAAGCCUGCAGAUGCUGGUGCAGAAAGGAGCCAUGAAUAUGACCACAGUGCAAGUGGCCCCCCAGAUGGCGCAGGGAAACCCCGGCCACAACAUGCAGAGCCCGAUGCUCUCUGCUGGCCCUCUGCAAACCACCUUACAACAACAACAUUCUGUGCAGCCCCAACAGAAUACAGCAUUGGCGCAGCCUUCACUAACAGCAUCUCUGUACAACACGGUGAUGAUCCCACAGCAAAACAGUGCCAACGUGCUGCAAAUCGCUGGCAGCCUUCCGUCCAAUACGGGGUCAAACACGCCCACGCUGGCCUCCUUCACACAGGACCGUACCGCCCAAAUUAGGUUUCCGGCCGCCCGCCAGCUACUCACUAAGUUGGUGACGGGCCAGAUGGCAUGCGGGGCUGUCAUGGUGCCAUCCACCAUGUUCAUGGGCCAAGUGGUGACAGCGUUUGCCCCCCAGGCGGCCCCCGCGCAAACCAUUAGCAUCGCUCAGCAGCCCACUCAGCAACCGGAGCAGCAGGGUCUGCGGAUGCUUCAAGGAAGUCAGCUGAUCCUGCCGGCGGGGGCAUUUCCGUUGCAGCAGGCAGGAGCGUUCGCCUCUCCUACCAACCAGCAGAAGCAACAGCAACACAGGACUGACACUUAACUAACUGCUCAACUGCUGCAACCUCUUGAGGAUCCCUGUUUGCACUGGACGUUGAGUCACUUUAAGCAAGGGUUUUCCCAAACUGUUUCACUACAAUCUGAGAGUGUCACAAAACAAUGGGCUUUCAGGUGACAUUUUUUAAUUAACCUGAAUAUGCUUCCGCUUUUACAGGUAAAUUUAACUCACUGACUACCACUGACGGUAAUAGACAUCCAAUCCAUUUGAACCGAGGACGACGAGUCACUGUUUCACAAGCAUUCAACAUUUUGUGAGUGGUGUAUGCUUUCUUUGAAAUUUAUUACAAUAAUUACAUCCCAAUAUCUGACCUAAUAAAAAUGGACACAACGCCAAUAAUAUACAGUUUGGGGAACCUUGUUCGGUUUUAUGCAAAAUCGCUCACGGACUACUUGCCUGCCCUAUUUUUAUGACAAGAAUGUACUCUAAAUUGGGAUUUAAACUGUAUUGAAACUCAUCUGUAUUAUAUAUAAUGUAAAUAUAUAGAAAAAGAGGGUACAAGUACUAUUUUUAUGGCGCAUGAGAGUGAAUAUGCUCUUUUUUUCAGUGUUGUAAGAAGACAAUUACACUGAUGACAAUCAUUUACAAAAUUUGCCAAAGUGUAUUCAAAUGUGUUGUGAAUUGUGUUACAGGGUUUUUUUUAAAAAAAAAAAAAAAAAAAAAAAACAAUAGCAAGCCUCUUAUUGGCGAGCUCCUUUUUUUAACCAUGUCCAAUGUGUGCUACUGCUGGUAAAGUAAAAACAUUUGCACUAAUGCUCCAAAAAAAGUAUACAUAUGUGUAGUGUUCAAACAGCUUCUCCAUAAUGCUUCCAAUAAAGUUACCGUGUCACUCAAAAGAUGCAGAAAUGCAAAAUUGUUUCAGCAAUGAUUCCUUAUCAACAAUUCACUGCCAUUGACGGCAAUAAUCGUCAAAACCAAUUUAAACUGUAAAGGAUGGCAACAAAUGAACAUAAUGAAACACGAUCAUUAAUUGUACCUACAGUGGUAUGAAAAUAUCUGAACCUUUUGGAAAAAAAUUUGUCAAAAUCACACAAAUGAAAAUACACUUUCUGCUUAAACUAAAACCAGCCAAACAUUUAUAGGUUUUCAUAUUUUAAUGAGAGAAUCAAUGAGAGAAUGGGUAAAAAUACAAUAAGUACGUGAACCCUCUGCCUGAGGAGACUUAAAGAGCAAAUGAAACCAGUUUUUACCAAAGUCAGGUGUGUGCCCAAACACUGAUGAGUGGUUAAGGCUGCCCUGCCCACUAUAAAACACACACCUGGUAAGAAAUGUCUUGAUGGGAAGCAUUGUCUGAUGUGCGUCACGACUCGGUCAAAAAAGCUGUCUGAAGACCUGCGAUCAAGGAUUGUUCAUUUCUAUAAAGCUGGGAAAGCAUACAAAACCAUCUCUAAAAGUCGGAUGUUCAUCAAUCGACAGUCAGAGACGUCUACAAAUGGAGAGAGUUUGGCACUGUUGCUUCUCUCCCAAGGAGUGGCCGGCUACCAAAGAUGACGCCAAGAGUUCAGCGCAGAAUACUCAAAGAGGUAAAAAAAAAGAACCCUAAAGUGUCUGCUAAAGACUUACAGUAAUUACUGGCACAGUCCAAUAUCCCUGUGCACAUAUCAACUAUAUGUAAAACCAUGGCCAAGAAUGGUGUUCAUGGGAGGACUCCACAGAGGAAGCCACUGCUGUCUAAAAAGACAUUGUUGCUCGUUUCAUGUUCGCAAAAACGCACUCGGACACUCCACAGACGUUUUGGCAAAAUAUUUUGUGGACUGAUGAAACCAAAGUUGAAUUGUUUGGGAGUAACAUACAACGUCAUGUGUGGAGGAAAAAUGGGACAGCUCAUCAACGUCAACACCUCAUCCCCACCGUGAAGCAUGGUGGAGGGAGCAUCAUGAUUUGGGGCUGUUAUGCUUCCUCCGGGCCUGGACAGCUUGCAAUCAUUAAUGGAAGAAUGAAUUCAAAAGUUUAUCAGGCUGUUUUGCAGGAAAACCUGAGGCCGUCUGUCAGACAGUUGAAGCUACAAAGAGGAUGGAUGCUGCAAAGUAUAACACCAACACCAACAAGACAAUGAUCCAAAACAAAGAAGUAAAUCGACUUCGGAAUGGUUUCAGAAGAACAAAAUACACAUUCUGGAGUGGCCAAGUCAAAGCCCAGACUUAAACCCCAUUGAGAUGCUGUGGCAUUACCUAAAGACAGCGAUUCUUGCCAGACAUCCCAGGAAUCUGACUGAACUACAGCAGUUUUGUAGAGAAGAAUGGGCCAAGAUUAGUCUUGAUUGAUGUGCCAGACUGAUCUGCAGCUACAGAAAGCGUCUGAUUGAAUUAUUGGUGCCAAAGGGGGGCCACAAAAUAUUUAAUGUUACGGUUCACUUACUUAUUUUUCCCUCUUCUGUUAUUGUUUGCAUACUAUCCUCAUUAAAAUAUGAAAACCUAUCAAUGUUUGGGUGGUUUUAGUUAAAGCAUUGUUUUUUUCAAGUGUGGGAUUUUGACAAAGAUCAGAUCACAUUUGAUGGUGAUUUAAUGCAGAAAUGUGAGAAAUUACAAAAGAUUCAGAUAGUUUUUCAUACCGCUGUAGUUGUUGCCUUUGUGUUGCUUUGAAUGUAGUUGCUGGAUUAUAGCAACACGUAGCAGUCAGAACAAGUGGUUUUAAUUUUAGACUUCCCUGACAUUACAGCGCUCAUUUAAUGAUAAAUUUAGACAUUUUAUGUUAAUUUGUGUAGAUAUAUUUUGUCUAAAUAAUUAAAUAAAACACAUGGAAGGUUUUUUAUUUUUAUUAAUUUUCAAUAUUUAUUAUACCGUAUUUUCACGACCAUACGGCGCACCGUAUUAAAGUUUUAAACUAAUUCUUGUGUGCUAUUUUUGUAUUUAACACACACAUAGGGCGCACCGGAUUAUUGGGCGCGUGGGCGUACAUGCAUGCACUCACGCUAAAACAUACAGUAGCAUUCACGCUAGCUUGCACGCUAGCAAACACACGAACGUAUUAAAAAAAAAAAGGCUGUGGACGCAAAACUGAGUUUGAUUGUACUUUAUUAAAGAAUUUUAAUAAGUACUCACAUUUUUUGUCAAUCCACAAAGCCAUCCAAAUCCUCAUCUUCUGUAUCUGACAUGAAUAGCUGGGCUAGGUCUCCAUCAAACACGCCAGGUUCCCCCUCUUCGUUGUCCGAGUCAGUCUCGUUGCCAUGAGGCUCCUCCUCGGAAAUAAUGCCGGCUUUGGCGAAAGCUCGAACAACAGUGCAAGCCGACACAUUAGCCCAAGCAUCCACAAUCCAUUCGCAAAUGUUAUCGGAACUCGCCCGGUGUUGCCUUCCAGUCUUUGUAAAACUGUGUUCGCCAUUCGUCAUCCAUUACUCCCACGCCGCACGCACCUUGACUUGGACGGUGAAACACGGAAAAAACCACCGGUCGCUUCACGUAAACCUCCCUCAGCCACUCUCUCAUUUUCUCUACGUCCAUCCAGCCCUUUUGAUUGGCUUUCACGACGACUCCGGCAGGAAACUUUUCUUUCGGCAACGUCUUCCUUUUGAAAAUCACCAGCGGUGGCAGUUUCUGUCCAUUAGCAUGGCCGCUAAGCACAACAGUAAAAGAUGACGUCUCAUGCCCCGUUGUGCGUAUCGCUACCGUGCUAGCUCCUUUCUUCUCCCCGCUGUCGCUAACCGGGACGUCGAAAGUGAGUGGCACCUCGUCCAUGUUCGUGAUAUGCUUCAGCUGGAUACGUUUGUCGGCAAUCUUUUUGCUGCAGUAGGAGCGGAAGAUAGUCAGCUUUUCCUUGUAAUCAGGUGGAAGUUGCUGCGCCAAUGUAGUUCUUGUCCGGAUGGAAAGAUAACGCCGUUUCAUGAAUCGAAAGCACCACGACGGACCUCCUCGAAAAUGUUCAAUUUUCAUCUCAUGCGCCAGCGUGUGUGCCUUCAAUCGCAU
Molecule: messenger RNA, 7239 nt
Organism: Corythoichthys intestinalis (scribbled pipefish)
Lineage: Eukaryota; Metazoa; Chordata; Actinopteri; Syngnathiformes; Syngnathidae
Gene: clocka
Product: clock circadian regulator a
Exons: 22
Coding region: 1040-3322 (760 amino acids)
Biological process (GO): circadian regulation of gene expression; regulation of transcription by RNA polymerase II
Cellular component (GO): CLOCK-BMAL transcription complex; cytoplasm; nucleus
Molecular function (GO): DNA-binding transcription factor activity, RNA polymerase II-specific; protein dimerization activity; E-box binding
Source: RefSeq, a predicted model, not a curated record